Molecule: messenger RNA, 1029 nt
Organism: Scomber japonicus (chub mackerel)
Lineage: Eukaryota; Metazoa; Chordata; Actinopteri; Scombriformes; Scombridae
Gene: nkx2.3
Product: NK2 homeobox 3
Exons: 2
Coding region: 4-1029 (341 amino acids)
Biological process (GO): regulation of transcription by RNA polymerase II; cell differentiation
Cellular component (GO): nucleus
Molecular function (GO): RNA polymerase II cis-regulatory region sequence-specific DNA binding; DNA-binding transcription factor activity, RNA polymerase II-specific
Source: RefSeq, a predicted model, not a curated record
AUAAUGCUUCCAAGUCCGGUCAUAACGUCUUCCACCACGCCUUUUUCUGUGAAGGACAUUCUGAAGUUAGAGCUGCAGCAGCAAUCUCAGCAGCACCAGCUCCAGUUUAUCUCUUGCCUCGGUCUCUCCGGUGCGCUCUCACAACCUGGGCCUUUCUCAAACAAAGCGUUCCGCUCCCAUUCACCGCCGUCCUGCAUGCUGGCCGGCAGGGAUAGUCCAAGUCCCAUCAGCUCCGGCCUGUCGGAGAGCGAGGAGAGACUGUCGUACCUCAACGCGCUGACUGUACAAGACCGACUGGCUGAGUCUGGUCUGCCGGUGGAGAUGUUCAGCAACCCGGCGCAAAACCACUCAGACCUGCGGCUAGAGACCGAGCAGGAAGACAGCAAAAGCUGCGGUGCGUUGCGGGCUGAAUGUGAGGACGCAGACUCGGAGAAGCCCGCCACUAAACAGCAGAGGACCAGGAGGAAACCUCGCGUCCUCUUCUCCCAGGCUCAGGUGUUCGAGCUGGAACGGCGGUUCAAGCAGCAGCGCUACCUGUCUGCCCCGGAGAGAGAGCACCUGGCCAGCUCGCUGAAACUCACCUCCACCCAGGUCAAGAUAUGGUUCCAGAACAGGAGGUACAAAUGCAAGAGGCAGCGGCAGGACAAGACUCUUGAGAUGGCAGGCCAUCACCAUCACCACCAUCAUCCACCUCCACCGCCUAGGAGGGUAGCUGUGCCGGUGCUGGUCCGGGACGGGAGGCCUUGUCUGACUGGAUCCCAAAAUUAUAACACCUCUUACACAGUCGGAGCUCCUAACCCGUACAGCUACAAUGGCUAUCCGGCCUACAGCUACAACAACUCAGUGUAUACUAACACUUACUCUUGUACUUAUUCCAGUCUACCUGCUCUCCCACCCAGUAACACAACUGCAAAUGCGUUGAUGAACAUGAAUUUGGGGAAUCUUGGAGCUCAGACGCAAAGUCAGGCUCCCCAAGGACCAGUGGUCACACCCUGUCAAGGAGCUCUGCAGGGCAUCCGGGCAUGGUAG